UACCCGCACUAGCCAAGGGAGAGUACUUGGGAUCUUACUCUGAAGGUCAUAUCCAGGGAGCCUGACGCACCGGGUGGCGCCCUUAAGAAACAGAGUGGGAGGGUAGUUCUGCUCUUCUGCCCACGUUUCUCAGAGAUCAGCCCCCAAGCUCGGAUCAGAAACUGCCGGUGACCGCCAGAACCAGUCUCGAGGCGGCGCACUCUCCGCCCGUCUGGUGGCGCUGUGGGCUGGCGAGUAGUCGAGCAGCCGAGCUCCGGAUCCACGACGCCGGCACCUCCGCUGCCGCCGCAGCUCCAGCUCGGGCUGCACGUGUUGCCGCUGCGAACCCCGGGCCCUGGUCGCCCGCAAUGGCGGCGGCUGGGGCGCAAGUGCGUGUGUUCCUGGAGGUGCGGAGACAGCUGCAGAGCGCGCUGCUGAUCCUGGGAGAUCCAAAAGAAGGACUUCUGCCCAUGGAUGUUUCUGUGAUGCCAUCCUGGCUCCAGAUGAAAACCCCCGGAGGCUGCACAGAGCUCCAGCUUCCAGCAGAGGUCAGGCUUGUGCCGUCCUCCUGCCGCGGGCUGCAGCUUGUGCCUGGGGAUGGGCUGCACCUGCGGCUGCAAGUGCAGGCAGAGCCCUGUACAGAACUGAUUUCAGUGUUUAAUCAAAGCUCACAAGCCCACGAAUGUUGCACAUUUUAUUGCCAGUCCUGUGGUGAAGUCAUAAUAAGGGACAGGAAGCUCCUGAGGGUUCUCCCUCUGCCAGGGGAAAACUGGGGCACCCUGGUUGAAGAGUGGUGUUGUCAUCCUGACCCCUUUGCUAAUAAGCCACUUCAUCCACAAGAGAAUGACUGUUUUACUGGAGACACUUUCUUCUUGGUGAAUUUAAGAAGUGAUUUGCAGCAGCCGAGGCCCGAAGUAGCCCCAGUGGAGAUGUGCUGUCUUUCUUCUGAGAACCAUUUAAUGAAUCCAAAGGCAAAUACCAAAGUAGUUUGUAAGCGUUGCAAGGUAAUGUUGGGAGAGACUGUGUCAUCAGAAACCACUAAGUUUUAUAUGACAGAGAUAAUUAUUCAGCCAUCUGCAAGAAAAUUUCCCAUCAUACCAAGGUCUCAGUUUGUACAGAGCGUUAUUGCCCAGUGUCUGAUGGAACUCUCCUCUGCUAGAAGCACUUUUAGAUUCACUAUUCAAGGUCACGACGGCAAAGUGUACAUCCUGCUGUGGCUUUUAAACUCAGACAGUUUGGUGAUUGACUCUUUGGGAAGUUCGACAAAUAUUAAAAAAUUUGCUCUGUUGGAAGACGUAUUGAAGGCCAAUUCCAGUUCAGCCCGGAAUGCUGUCAAGGUCCUCUACCAGCCAUGCAUCAAAAGCAGGAACGAAAGGAAAUGCUGUGUUUGGUACUGCCUUGCAUGGUGGUGCUUUUCCCAAAUGUCUGAUGGUUUUCCUGGAAUUCCUACACAAGGGUGUUAGUUCCACUUGAGCUGCCACCUUGGCUGUGUUGCUCAUUACUCCAUCUAGACAAGUGCUAAUAGAAGUGCUCAAAACCUGCAAUUUGUGCCUACAUUUAAUGGAGCAUUUGUGAAGUGGAUCACACGUGGUUUUCUGCUUGUCCUUGCAUUUGAAAAUUACUGUUCCUCUCUUGGUGACUGGUAGUUCCUGUUACCAUAGUCUGCCUUUUUGGGUUUGUGAAUGAGACCUCAAAGGUUAUACUAGUCCUGAUGUGCCAGGUUUUUUGGACAACUUUUGAGUGUUAAGAAGGAAGUGGUUGUAGCUGUCCUUACGACGAUACACCCCGUGCUUAUCGUUAUGAAGGAUCUUUCGCUGCCUUCCUUCAGGAGUGUUAACAAGGAUUCAUUGCACUUGUCCCAGCAUUUCAUGUAUAUCUUAAUAAAUCCCUGUGACACUGGAAAUAUAAUGACUGUAGUCCAUUGUGUUCUGCUGUAUUCAUUAGUGGACUUUUUUUUUUUUUUUAACUCUAUAUGUCUAUAUGACUUCAGUUUCCCUGUCCCCUAGAACUACUUUUGUUGUGCUUUUCCUCCUGCUCCUUUUUGUCUCUGUGUCCUCCCAGGGUAGAAGGAAAUUUCACAGAUUGGGUAAAUAUCUUGCGAGUUACUUACUUUUGUCUUUUUGUUUUUUCCUCCUAUGGCCUGUGGAAGUUCCCAGGCCAGGCAUUGAAUUCAACUCGAGCCAAAGCAGUGGAAUGCUGGAUUCUUAACCUGCUGAGCUACCAGGGAACUCCUUACUUUUGCUUUUUAAGGACAUUAGUUUCUUUAUUUGAGGGCAUGACUGAGCAAACCAUAGACUCCCUGGCAUAUUUUUGGUACAUGGGGUGGUGUAAUAACUAUUUUAAUCUAAUUGGUUAGAAUUUUUUUCUAGUGGAAGUGUGGAUUGCCAGAUGGCAUUAAGAGAGGAAAAUAGCAAAUGUAACUGGUUUUAUUUCCUUGAGCACAUAUAAAAAAGUGGCGUGUAAUAUUUUUAGAAUGUUCUUUCUAGCAAUAGACACACACAUGUCUCUUAACAUUUUGAGGUCUAUUGUUGUUGGUUUUUUUAUCCCUCUCACCCCGCCCACCCCCAGUCAGAGUUAUCUUACAACUCACAUUCUUUAGUUGGCAUGUUGGAGUUUAGAUCCUAAACAUUAACUUUUUAGCUUUGGACUCUUUUAAGUUCACUUCUACAGUUUUUUUCUGCUAAUUCAUUUAUUCCCCUAUUGCCUCAUAUUCUCUAGACUAGGGGUGAUAUUGCCCCUCAAGGGAUACUUGGUAAAAGUCUGAGGAUAUUUUUGGUUGUUACAAUUUAGGGACCACUGGUAAAUCGUUGGUGGAGCGGGGGGGUGCCAUUAGAUACCCUGCAGUGCAUCACAGGGCCAUUCCUACAAAGACUUACCCAGCUCAAAAUGCCAGUAGUGCCAGAAUUGAGAUACCUUGUUCUAGAUUAUCUCCUGAAAUCAGGCUGUGCCUGCCUUUUCUCUCUGGUGUCAGAGCCCACACUUUUCUUUUGUCUUUUUUUUUUUUUUUCCUUUUUCCUUUUUAGGUCUGUACC
Sus scrofa (pig) is the source of this 3011-nucleotide messenger RNA. It is a transcript of the gene UBE3D, whose product is annotated as ubiquitin protein ligase E3D. NCBI's taxonomy places the organism in Eukaryota, Metazoa, Chordata, Mammalia, Artiodactyla, Suidae. Gene Ontology annotation, cellular component: ubiquitin ligase complex; nucleus; cytosol. Gene Ontology annotation, biological process: protein polyubiquitination; proteasome-mediated ubiquitin-dependent protein catabolic process; protein autoubiquitination. The record is from RefSeq and is a predicted model, not a curated record. Gene Ontology annotation, molecular function: ubiquitin protein ligase activity; cyclin binding; ubiquitin conjugating enzyme binding.